Messenger RNA from Tribolium castaneum (red flour beetle), 3654 nucleotides. It is a transcript of the gene AP-1sigma, whose product is annotated as Adaptor Protein complex 1, sigma subunit. Gene Ontology annotation, biological process: vesicle-mediated transport; intracellular protein transport. Bases 163 to 609 code for a protein of 148 amino acids. Gene Ontology annotation, molecular function: clathrin-cargo adaptor activity. The transcript is spliced from 5 exons. Gene Ontology annotation, cellular component: intracellular membrane-bounded organelle; membrane coat; AP-1 adaptor complex. Lineage: Eukaryota; Metazoa; Arthropoda; Insecta; Coleoptera; Tenebrionidae. The record is from RefSeq and is a predicted model, not a curated record.
UUGGUUUUUCACCAUAAAUAACCAAAAAACGUUACCUGUCACAAAUAAACGUCAUUUGAGUUUUUCGUGUUUAUUACGUGAGGUGUGCACGGUUUUGUUCCUAAUUUAUUCCUAUAUGUGGUGAAAAAAGUAGAUGUUUGUAUAACCGGCCCCCUUCAAACGAUGAUGCAGUUUAUGCUACUAUUCAGCCGACAAGGCAAAUUGCGUCUGCAAAAAUGGUACGUCGCACACCCCGACAAAUUGAAAAAGAAAAUAACGCGGGAGUUAAUCACCACAAUCUUGGCUCGUAAACCAAAAAUGUGCAGUUUCCUGGAGUGGCGAGAUUUGAAAAUCGUCUACAAACGGUACGCCAGUUUGUAUUUUUGUUGUGCUAUCGAGCAGGAAGACAACGAGUUGCUCACUUUGGAGGUAAUUCACAGAUAUGUCGAGUUGCUUGAUAAAUAUUUUGGAAGUGUGUGCGAGCUCGAUAUAAUUUUCAACUUUGAGAAAGCUUAUUUCAUACUUGAUGAGCUUCUACUUGGAGGAGAGAUUCAGGAAACUAGCAAGAAGACAAUUCUUAAAGCAAUCGCAGCUCAGGAUCUUCUACAAGAGGAUCUAAACGACAAUUGAUCGUCAGUUUGCCAUAUGUUCGUAAAGUAAUGCUUCAAGGUUUUUAGCGUAAAGACUUUUAAAAUUUAGGAUAAUUUUAUUGAAUAUGUGAUGCCAUUAGGUACAAAAAUUUUAACACGCAUUAUCGGACGUGACGUCUACUUUUAUUACGGUAGGUUAGUUACUUGAAGCCAAACAAACAAUUCCACUAAUCUUGUGAUCAGAAUUUGCGCAAAAUUUCACGGGAAAAGUGAAGUUUUAAUUUGAAAAAAGUAAUGUUUUAGGAGAAAUUAAAACAAAAAUUGUUUCUUAUAAAAAGGAUAAAUAUUAUAGAGGAACGUUAUUUUUGACUUUUAUUGGAAACUUUUUGGGAAAUUCAAAGAAACUUAACGUAAAAUUACUUGACGAUUCCAAUCUUUUUCUAUUUUUGUUCUACAUUUCGUAUUUUUGGAGAAAAAAAUUAAUUAGAAAUAUAUUUUAGAAAUUGAUAAAUAUAGCACUUUUAAUUAGUUAAUUAUCCAUUUCUGAACAAAAAUUUGUGGGAUUUAGUCAAAAUUAUGCAAAUAAUCUGAAUAAAACAACUUGGUCAAAAUUUUUAUUUACUUAUAUGUCAAUAAAAAAAAGAAUCAAGGUCAUAACCAAAAAUUUAUGUCAAAGGAACACCCACCUGUUUAACAUAAAAUUGUCUGAGGAUUCUAAAUCUGUCCCCAUUUUUGUUAUAAGAUCUUUUGUUUUGGAGAUAUUUAUACAUAAAAUACAACAGUCGAUUUCAAUUCUUCCAUUUUUUUAAUAAAAAGAAAUAAUUAAUCUAAAACUAUUUGUAGCACUUUUAACUAAUUAAUAAUUAUCUAUUGCUUGGCAAAAUUUUGUGGCAUUCAAGUCAAAUUUGUGCAAAUAAACCGAAUAAAACAACUUAGUCAAAAAUUUUAUUUAAUUAUCUACAAAAAAAAAAUCAUCAAGAUCACAAUAAUUGAAAAUUGAUGUCAAAGGUAUGUUUAUUUGACGUAAAAUUGUCAGAGGAUUCUAAAUUUGUCUUUAUUAGUUUUGAAGAUAUUACACGAAAUACAGUAGAUUUUAAUUUUCCGUCUUACAAAAAAAAAAUAGAAAUUAUUUACUUAUCUGCUAAUAAAAAAAUCAAUAACAAUAACCGAUUUUUUUCCAAAACUAUGUCUAUUUGACGUAAAAUUGUCUGAGGAUUCCGAAUCUGUCUUUAUUUUUUUUUAUAAAAUUCUUAGUUCUUGAGAUAUUAGAUGAAAUAAAGUUGAUUUUAAUUUUUCCAUUUUACAAAAAAAGUAAAAAAAACUGAAAUAAUUAAUCUAAAACGACUUGUAGCACUUGACUAAAUAUUAAUUAUUUAUCACUGGGCAAAAUUUUGUGGCAUUCGAGUUAGAAUUGUGCAAAUAAACUGAACAAAACAACUUAGUAAAAAAUUUUCUUUUACUUUUCUACAAAUAAAAAAAAAUCAUCAAGAUUACAAUAACUGAAAAUUGAAAUCAAAAGAAUGUCUGUUUGACGUAAAAUUGUCUAAGGAUUCCAAAUCUGUCCUCAUUUUUGGUAUAACAUUUAUAGUUUUCGAGAUAUUCCAUGAAAUAUAAUCGAUUUUAAUUCUUCUAUUUUACAAAAACUAAAAAAAAAUAUACUAAAAGAAAUAAUUGAUCUAAAACGACUUGAAACACUUUUAACUAAUUAAUAAUUAUCUAUUACUGGGCAAAAUUUUGUGGCUUUCGAGUUAGAAUUGUGCAAAUAAACCGAAUAAAACAACUUAGUCAAAAAAAUUAUAUUUACUUGUGUAUUUACAAACAAAAAAGUGAUCAAGAUCACAAUAACCAAAAAUUUAUGAAAAAUGUAUGCCUAUUUGACGUAAAACUGUCUAGGAAUUCUAAAUCUGUUCUCAAUUUUGUUAUAAAAUUCGUAGUUUUGAAAAACAAAAAAUAAUCAUAUUAGAAUUUUAUCUAAAACGACUUUUAGCACUUUCAACUAGUUAAUUAGCUAUUUCUGAGCAAAAUUUUGUUGCAAUUGAGUCAAAAUUAUACAAAAAUUCGAAUAAAAUAAACUUGGUUAAAUUUUUUAUUUACUUAUCUGCUAAUAAAAAUUUAUCACGAUUACAGUAUUGAAAAUUUAGGUUGAAAAUACGCUGUUUUAACGUAAAAUUAUCUGGAGAUUCCUAUCUGUUUUAAUUUGUGUUCGACAUGUAGUUUUGGAGAAAUACGGUUGAUUUUAUUCUUUCAUUCUACCAAAAAUAAAAAAAAUAAUAGUAAUUGAUAUAAAUCGACACAUAGCCAGCUCUAACUAAUUAAUUAUCUAUUACUGGGCAAAAUUUUGUGGUAAUAGAGUCAAAAUUAUGCUAAUAAUCUGAAUAAAACAACUUGGUCAAAAUUUUUAUUUACAUAUCUUCCAAUAAAAAAAUCAUCAAGAUCAGAAUAACCAAAAGUUCAGGACAAAAGUAUGCCGAUUUGUCAUAAAAUUGUCUGAGGAUUCUAAAUCUGUCUUCAUUUUUGUUCUGCGAUUCGUUUUUUCGAAAUAUUUGACAAAAUAAUGACAAUUUUAGUGUUUGUUUAGCUUCAAUUUUCUGACCUCCCUUAAUAACUACGUCACACAGGUAACGCGUCAAGUCACCACUAGUUGUAGCUGACUGUGACCAUUAAAAAACGGCUCAAUAACCAGUAAGUGACUAAAAUGCAUGUACCGAUUUUACUAAACUAAAACAAAAUAAUUGCAUGAUCGCAUGUUGUAUUUUAAAAUGAAAUGUAAACAUUUAUGGUGUAAGUAGACGAGCUAGUGCCACAAAAACUCUUCUGUUUAUGAAAAAACGGCUUGGGAUGACUUAACAUAGCAUGAGAACGUUCAUACAAGCCUUUUUUUCUUAGCAGUAGUGAUUGAUGUCAAGACUGCUUUAUAGUUAAUUCAGUAUUAUCGAUUCCAUCCAAAAAAAUUAUUAUUAUAAUAAAAAAUACCUCAGCCAGACGUACUAAUGAUGCCAAAACUUUACGGCCAGUACGAUGAAAUUAAUGUUUAAACUGUUAAGAACAUGUACUUAUAUUGUUACAAUAAAUACGUUCAAUAAUA